AUGGCGCUCGGUGAUGGAGCCGUGGAGGUGACGACUGCGAGACUUGAUGAAUUUGUCUUCUCCGAAAAGGAGCCUCUUCGCAGGUUGGAUGAAUACGAGAUUGAUUUCGACGACGCACGCGAUUUUUUCACUGGAAGAUGGCAAGAUAUAGUGACCACAGCGACCGACAGGUUGACUGUAUCAGAUCAUCAAACUGCCUCCAAAUACCAUGACUGGCAAGAUCUGGCCAGCGAGAUUGCAGUAAAGCUUGCAGAAACACCAUCUAAUUCAUUUGUCAAACGACAUAUGAUCAAAAUCCAGCCACUUCCCCAUGUUCUCACAACUUUUACCAGAAAAUUCUCCAACAUUAUGAUUCCCUCAAUAGUGGACUUUGAGUUGCUUUGGGGGCUGAUCUAUCUUAACUUGAAAUUGUCAUACGGAUUAGAAGAGACAAUCAAACGGACGACUGAUUUAUUGCACUCGAUACGGCGUCUGGUAGAACUUUUUACCAGAUGUCUGGAUGUUUGCGAUAAGCAGAGCGAAGCAGAAGCUCGUAUCGCCGCGAUAGAUUUCCUAGACCCUCUACUGUAUGCACUGACAGAUUCAAUCGAUUACCUUCAUGGACCUUCCGAAUCGAACCGGGGUUCAUGGCCUGACUUGAAGGAUAGCAUCAGUGCCCAGCUUCGAACCAUGGACUCGACAGUCAAGCAUCUCAAUGAAAUUACGAUCAAUACCAGGGUCAAUUUGGAUCUCCAGGUUAAGAACAUGAGCCAGAGAUAUGCUCUCACUGCAGAGCCUGACGAGCCUGGCACCUUCCCGAACAAAAUCCUCCCAUUUCAAUUGAAUCAGAAUUUCUAUGGACGGAAAGAUGAGCUCGAAAAGAUUUACGAACAUCUCAAGCCUAAGAACGAUAAAUCUUACCGAACCUACACGAUCUAUGGUCGUCGCGGCGUUGGAAAGACUGAAAUUGCCUUGCAGUUUGCUUAUUCGAACCCUGCAGGCUACGAUGCUGUGUUUUGGGUUCAGUGUGAGACAUCAGUGGCUAUUCGUCAAAGCUUCACAGACAUUGCGGUGGCUUUAGAACUUCCAGGUGCACAAAAAGAUGGCCAUCACGAAGAAAACUUGAUGGCGGUCAAAGAGUGGCUGAAGAGGACAAAACGGCGGUGGCUUCUGAUCUUCGACAACGCAGAGAAUGCACUGAUUCUCAAAGCGUACUGGCCCACCCAGGGGACCAGUGGUGCUAUUCUUUUGACCUCGAGGAAGUAUUAUAACUUCCAAAAUAUGGGCAGAAAAGGUGACACGGUCAAACCCUUUGACAGCAAGCAAAGUUGGGAACUCCUCCUCCAACUUCUGGGGCCAGAGUGGCAACGGCAAGAUCGCGAGAUGAAAAUCCCACAGUCCGAAAUUACUGCUGCCAAAGCUAUGCUCGCCAUGCUUGAGGGAUUAGCACUUGCUAUUCAGCAAGCAGCAAAUCUGAUCAGAGAUGACAAUAUUGGUGGUCCAACCAUUUCCAGGACAUUUGAAGUGUUCAAAGAAAGAAUCCGAACCCUCCCAGAACGAUACUCGAGUGCUCGAUCAAGUGCAGAACGAGCAUUGGACGCUCUUUGGGACAUGAAUUUCAGCUUGUUGUCAAAGAACGCAAAGGUUCUUCUGGGAGUUUUCGCAUGGUUGCCACCGGAUAAAAUUCCAGUUGAAUUGUUUCUUCCCACAGUUCAAAGCAUAUUGGAUGGCCCACUGGAAUUCUGCAAGCAAGAUGCAAAGCACAUCGAUGAAAAUAACCGGGUUGCACUUGCUGAUGUGAUCGAUCCGUCUCCCCAGCUUUUGAAAGCUAUCGAGGAGUUGCUGGAAAAAUCACUUGUCAAACGAGAUGGCCGAAAUCUGAGUGUGCAUCGAGUGGUGCAGGAGGCUACCACCUACGGAGACUUGAACGAUCUCCAGACUUCAUUCGACGCUACGACGAGACUUGUUCAUUACCGAUUUCCUAAGACAGAAAUGGACGGAUCACUGUUUUUAGAGUGGAGUAUUUGUCAAGAGUACAUUCCACACGGUGUUAAUUUGAGCAAGAGGUUCACGGAACAUACGAGGGCUGGGGCCCUCAAAGGCUCAGUAACACUCGUUGAAUUGAUGAGCAACUGCGCAUGGUAUCUCCACGAGUUGGGCGAUUACGAAGUCUCAGGGCAAGUCCUUGACACAGCAGUCUCAGCCUGCGAGAACAGAGAUUCUUUGCUUUAUGCCGAGCUUCGUAGCACGGCUGGAUCCCGUUUCUACGAUCUCAACAAACUUGGAGUUUGCCGAAAGGCUUGGGAUGAGGCAUUGGCUAUCCGCAAAUCGUUCCUCCCUCAAAACAAUCCUAGUGUUGCUGCCAUACAAAACAACCUUGGCAACGUCGAGUUGGCGACAGGAAAUCCGGAAGACGCAUUGCGCUGUUUCAACCUCGCAAUCCCCAUUUGGAAAGCUGGCGGCGAUAAAACAGCCACCCAUUUAGCACUUUCAUAUCUUUGCGUCGGACGAGUGUAUAUGUUUCAGGGCAAAUUGACUGAAGCUUUGAGAAUGACAUCUCAAUCUGAUACGCUGUUUAUGCGAACGACUGGAGGCGACAGAGGAUUCAUGGCCAACGUGCAUUAUGCAUACGGCAAUAUCCACUUCAGACAGAAAAACUGGGCAUAUGCAUUGCGCGACUAUGAAUCAUGCCUGAAGAUUGGUCUGGCAAGUAUGCCUAUUCAUCCGAUUACUGCAGCAGCAUAUUUUUCGAUCGCUGGUGUCGAGCUGCAGCAAAAGAAUAUCGAAAACGCAAAGUAA
Hyaloscypha bicolor E is the source of this 2778-nucleotide messenger RNA. RefSeq lists its product as uncharacterized. Lineage: Eukaryota; Fungi; Ascomycota; Leotiomycetes; Helotiales; Hyaloscyphaceae. The transcript is spliced from 10 exons. The coding region runs from base 1 to 2778 and encodes 925 amino acids. The record is from RefSeq and is a predicted model, not a curated record. Gene Ontology annotation, molecular function: ADP binding; protein binding.